Grosmannia clavigera kw1407 is the source of this 1635-nucleotide messenger RNA. Its product is annotated as amino acid permease. Gene Ontology annotation, biological process: transmembrane transport. The record is from RefSeq and is a predicted model, not a curated record. Gene Ontology annotation, cellular component: membrane. The transcript has 10 exons. Gene Ontology annotation, molecular function: transmembrane transporter activity. The coding region runs from base 1 to 1635 and encodes 544 amino acids. NCBI's taxonomy places the organism in Eukaryota, Fungi, Ascomycota, Sordariomycetes, Ophiostomatales, Ophiostomataceae.
AUGACUAAGCAGACGGAAGAGGCCGAUCGCGAGCUCGGCGUCCUGAGCGGCGACGCUGGAGGCGAUUCGUUGAGCAACAUGUCGGCCGGCGACAUCAAAGAUGCACAGGUUUUGAAAAACCUUGGUUACAAGCCGGUCCUGCGCCGGACGUAUAACCUUUUUGAAAACUUCUCGACGACGUUCGCGGCCCUGUACUUUGUCGGUGGUGUGCGCACCACCUUUUCGACCGGCAUUGCAUCCGGCGGAAAUCUCGCGUAUUGGACGAGCUACCUCGUGACGCUCGUGUUCAGCUUCAUCACGGCAGCCGUUAUUGCCGAGAUCUGCUCGUCGCUGCCCCUUGCCGGCUCCAUCUAUCUCUGGGCUGCUGAGUCGGGCGGGCCUCGCUUCGGCCGCUUCUUCGGCUUCGUCGUCGCGUGGUGGAGCACCACUGCCUGGACGACAUUCUGUGCCAGCAAUACCCAGGCUGCUGUUAACUAUAUGCUCUCCGAAACCGUCGUGUUCAACCUCGACUUCCCAUCCGACAGCUCCAGUGUCAAGUUCCGAGCUGUGCAAUGGAUCUGCACCGAGGUCCUUCUCGCACUCGCGUGCAUCUGGAACCUCCUUCCUCCAAAGUACUUCCGGUCGAUCUUCUACCUGUCCAGCUUCUCGGUCCUCCUUGACUUUCUUCUCAACAUAAUAUGGCUUCCCAUUGCCACUAAGAACACGUACGGCUUCAACACGGCGCACGAAGCCUUUAUGACCACCUACAACGGUACCGGCGCACCGGCUGGCUGGAAUUGGUGCCUGUCGUAUCUUGCCACUGCUGGCAUUUUGCUCGGCUUCGAUGCCUCUGGACACGUUGCCGAGGAGACGAAGAAUGCGGCCAUCACUGCUGCACGCGGCAUCUUCUGGAGCACCGUCGUCAGUGGCAUCGGCGGCUUUGUUGUGGUCAUCUUGUUCCUCUUCUGCGUGCCCCCUGCAGACAUCCUCUUCUCGUUCGGUGGCUCCCAGCCAUUUGUUCCGCUGUACGCCGCCAUUCUAGGAGAUGGUGGUCACAUCGUCAUGAACGUGCUCUGCAUCGUCGCCCUCUGGUUUAACACUGCCAUUGCUGUCCUUGCUGCUUCGCGGUUGGUGUUUGCCGUCGCUCGUGACGGUGUGCUCCCGUACUCCACGUGGGUGUCCAAGGUCGUCAACGGCCAGCCACGCAAUGCUGUCAUCGUCGUGUGGGUGGUUUCGGCCAUCAUCACAUGCACCGUCUUGCCCUCAGCCGUGGCCUUUACCUCGCUCGUCUCCGCCGCCGGAGUGCCAUCGGCUGCUGCCUACGGACUCAUUUCCCUAGCCCGUCUGGUCCUGACACCCAGGACCUUCCCAAAGCCGGCUUGGAGCCUAGGCCGUUGGAGCAAGCCAUUCCAAUUCGUGUCCGUCUUCUGGAACGGCUGGGUCGUCGCCGUGCUCUAUUCUCCGUACGAGUUCCCCGUCACGGCACAGACUCUCAACUAUGCGCCUGUCAUAAUGGUCAUUGUAACUAUAUUUGCCAUUAUUUCGUGGUGGUGGAUCCCAGCAUCCGAGUGGCUACCAAGCCAGAGGAUCCAGGCGACGUUGGAGGCACCAGACCUCUCAAGUUCGGAGCCAGAAGUAGUCUUGAAGGCCUCAUAG